GANAUUUGGGCGAAUCCUGCAGACAUCAACGUCUUGCCCGAGUACAGCAAGGACCCCAGAGUGGUGAAGAACUUGAUGGACGGGGUUUAUCAAACCCAUGACGACUUCCACGUUUGGUUGGCGCCAUUCACUCCAGGGAAGGAACACCUCGUUUGUCUCGAAUUCAAAAAGCCAGAUUCCAUCGCCUUAAUCAGAAUAUGGAACUACAACAAAUCAAGAAUUCACUCAUUUCGAGGUGCCAAAGACAUUGAAAUGCGACUAGAGUCGAAAGUGAUUUUCGUGGGCGAAAUUGCGAGAGCGACUGGUGGAACUUCUGGUCGUAUCGACGGUUUUGGAGACACCAUCCUGUUCACUGUGGAUGAGGAGAUUCUGGAAAAGAUUUCCAAGAACGACAAGUAUUUCGGUCACACGAGACCAGAAGAAACAGAGAAUGACUCUCGAUCCGUCGUGAUUGAGCGACCGAAAACUGCCGACACUGAAAAUGGAGGAAUAUCUUCGGCCAUUUACAGCAGCUCGUUGCCGAGGAGAUUUGUGUCGCCGAGUCUCCGUCGAGUGUCGGAAUUUGCCGCGUUCUUACAGUGGAAAAACCCUGGCUAUAAAAUUGUUGGAAAAUUGGGGAGAUCCUCAGUUCAUAGAUUGCUGAAUGGAAAUAAUGUGACGGAGGACAAGAAGGAAAUGUGGAUGUGUCCGUACAGUUCAUCGGGGGAUGCAUUGAUUGCGAUUGAGUUACCAGAAGCAAUGAAUCUCGGAGGAAUACGCAUUUGGAACUACAACGGAUCGAUUGAAGACACUUAUCGUGGACCCGUUUCUGUAUACGUGCUUAACUUGAUUUCGUCCUGGGGAGACGCUUAUUAUUUGGGAAUCAAUGGCAUUCAACUUUUCGAUGGCUCAGGUGCUGCGAUUCCUCUAACGGCAGAUCAUGUGGCGGCAUUCCCUGAAAGCGUGAAUGUUUUGAGCGGGAUCGACAAUGACGUGCGAACGCCUGACAAAGCUAUUGACGGGGUCAACGACACGACUGACGGACGUCACAUGUGGCUCGCACCCGUGUUACCAGAUCAGAUAAAUAAAUUUUAUAUCGUGUUCGACUCGCCACAAGACGUUUCAAUGAUUCACUUCUGGAACUACGCAAAAACUGCAAAUCGCGGCGUGCGAGAAUUUCAGGUACUCGUCGAUGACCUUUUAGUUUACAGCGGAGUUUUGGAGAAGGUGCGGUUGAGACCCGGAAGUCCGGGACCUGUGCAGCACCAAACUGUUCUCUUCUCUAGUGAUGACGCACUUGUGAUUCGAGAAGCCUCUUCAGUUAUCAGGAACCAGGAAGCUUGCCAAGACAUUCAAAUGACCAACAACAUCGGGGUUGCAAAAGACGGGUCCCGACCAGCCGUGAACCAAGCCCUGAGGCCAUACACCUCUCAAACAGGCAAACACAAUCCGUUUGCCUCCACGACUCAUCGACAUCCGCAAAAGAAAUUCAACUUGGGAAACUUCAAGUCUUGAAACCAUCGUUCAUCGUCGUCUUAUGGGAUUGUAAUUGAGAAUCGUGAUAAACUUGGUUGCCAACAACUCAACGUUCUGAUAUUCGUCUCGCAUUUUUGCUGUUUUGUCGAGGAUUUCUGCAUCAAGCUCAUUUUAUGCAACGAGACGGGCUUAAAAAAAAAAAGACAUUAUCUGUUCUCCCGUGACAAGAACAAUGAGGAAAUAUUUCGAACACAGUUUUGCCGAAAUUCUGGUGAAUUUGAAAUACAAGCCAACGUUGAGAUGUGUCAUUUCUUACA
This is a messenger RNA of Notodromas monacha, 1772 nucleotides long. NCBI's taxonomy places the organism in Eukaryota, Metazoa, Arthropoda, Ostracoda, Podocopida, Cyprididae. The record is from the annotation of a GenBank genome assembly.